AUGGAUAGGGAACAAUAUGAGACUGGUCGCGUAUAUUGUAAAUGGAGAGUAUCCAGACGGACUAACGAAAUCAGAGAAGUUUGUACUGAGGCGAGCGAGCAAGAGCUACUCGGUAAAAGAUGGGAGGCUUUAUUACGAGGACAGAAUGGCGGAUGGACAAUCUACUCUCUCGCGCUUGGUGUUACAGGGGAGAGAAGAAGUGGAACGUGUAUACACAGAAUGUCAUUUAUCAGCUGGUGGACGAGAUGCUACUAUCGAAAAAAUCAAACAACGAUAUUACUGGUAGCUUCGUCCCCAGACUCAGGCUCACGUGAGUCUGGGGACGAGCCUAACUGGCCAAACUAUUACAAAGAAAUCACAGAAAAGAUCAAAUUAUGUGACAGAUACCAGAGAAACGCUCCUCAACUGCAAUCUGCAGCUUUGCCAUUGCAGCCCAUUAAAGGUCACACAGAAGUCUGGUAUCUUGUUGGCAUGGACCUGAUAGGACCUUUCCAGGAGAGUAAAAAUCGCAUCAAGUAUGUCCUAACAAUCACAGAUUACUUCAGCAAGUACGUAGAAGCUGUCCCAAUACAAGACACGUCAGCAUUCAAUGUUGUAAGAGCAAUAUACAAGGUUUUUAGUAUCGUUAGCAAGUCCUUUGUGUCAGUUUUCUUUUAAAUAGUCGCUUAAGAGUCUGGAUACCAAAACUAGAAAAGCUUAAGUAAUUUAUCUUUUUUAAAAAACUAAA
Molecule: messenger RNA, 727 nt
Organism: Corticium candelabrum
Lineage: Eukaryota; Metazoa; Porifera; Homoscleromorpha; Homosclerophorida; Plakinidae
Exons: 2
Coding region: 1-657 (218 amino acids)
Molecular function (GO): nucleic acid binding
Source: RefSeq, a predicted model, not a curated record